GUGGUUAUGAGAAAAAAACACUGACACUGCGUAUACGUAUGAUUCGAAUGGAAGGAGAAAGUAUGGCGGAUCAACGAGAUUUGGUGCAUCUCAACCGCUUGAAAUGCUUCAACGAUGCUGUUUUUGCCAUAGUAUCGACCAUUUUGAUUCUUCCCAUCCGCAAAAUUCCAGAAAACUCUUCUAAAGACCUUGAAACUGAGCUGGAUAAACGAUGGAAGCAGCUUGUAGUGUAUUUCAUAUCGUUUCUUGUUAUUUGCUCUGUCUGGGAAUCCCAUGUGCACCGUUUUAAGAUUCUUGCCCAUGUAGACGAUGUGUUAGUUUGGUUGAAUCUAACCUCUCUCAUGUUUACCUCGUUUUUACCGUUUGCGUGUGCACUGGAGGGAAAUUAUCCGACAAAAUAUCUUCCUUUAAUGCUGAUUUGCGCUGACAUGUUAGUUGUAGAACUUCUCGAAGUGGCUAUGAUUUUCUAUUCCUUUCACCAUGACUACUUACUGAUAGACGAACUAAAAGACCUCUCUAAGGAACAACAGAAGGAAAGAAGAAACUAUAUGUUGGCGAAAAAACUUCUUAAUCCAAUUCUGUAUAUUUUGGCUGGAUCUCUGAGUCUCGUCAAUUCCGUUACUUCAUGGGUUGUGAUUUCUAUCGUCAUCAUCACGCCCUGCAUCCAUCGUCUAAUUGGCUUCAUCUUUCGAAAAUGCAAGUUUGUUCGCGUGGCUGGAGCAGAUUUUGAUCUUAUGUUCGGUAACUACAUCGACACAGAGAGGGUAGAAUGUUUUAGUGAUGGAGUAUUCUCGAUUGUCUCGACUCUGCUGGUAUUGGACAUCACAACAGAGAAUUUGCCAUCUGAAAACUGUGUCGAACAAUUUGGAAUCGAUAGAGCUGUACUGAACAUGUGGCCGAAGUUCUUGAUAUAUGCAGCAAAUUUCAUUGUGAUUGCUCUCUUGUGGUUUAUCCAUCACUCUCUCUUCCACUGCAUCAAAAAAAUGAAUCAAUUCAUGUUGGUUUGCAACAACAUUUCCUUGGCUUUCGUUGGUUUCUUUCCCUUUAUUGUUGCCAUUUUGAACAAGUUUGCUGACAAGCCUAGGAAACCUGAUGACAGCACAAAGCUUGCUGUGCAGUGUGGCUCAGUGGUCAUAUUUAUGGCAAGUAUGUCUCAAGCUGUUGUAUUUGUUGCUGCACUGUGGAAAGGUCCAUCCCAUCUGGAACCAAAGGUGAACCCAGCUGUUUCCAAAACGAGUCACUACUACUUGACUUUGAAACUUGCCAUUUUACCUGUUAUUAGUCUUGCAGCAUACAGCAUUGCAAUUACAGCAAGUGCUUUAAUAAUCUAUAUUGCUUUCCAUGCUGGCGCAUUUGUAACUCCAUUCUUGUUCCUAGCACUGAAAUUCUGCUGGGGCCAUAGGGAAGUGGGUGUUUUGAGACACGAUGUUGCCAUGGAUCCUGACUUGGAGACCUGGGUACCUCCCCCUCACAGAAGUAGGUUGCGUCUUCAAAAGAAUUUCAUAGGUGACACCACUUUAUCACAGUCAUUAGCAUGCUAAGAAAAUUUAAAUAGUUUCAGACUUAAGGUGGCCCAAAAUAGUUUUGCUGUUUUUUGAAGCAAAUUCUUUGUUAAAUGUUUUCUACCCUAUGUUUAAGUUGACAAAAAUUAUACUGGCUCUAAACUGAUAAACUGAAUGUUCUGAAUUAUUUGAAAUUUGCACAAAGGUGCAUCUUGAAAUGAUGACUGCAUUUCAAUAAACAACAACUGGUGUCACAGUCAUCAUUUUUUGUUUGGGUUUUUUUUGUUAAUCAAAUCUAAUUAUGGUGUUUCUACAAGCUUAAGCAUUGGUACUGCAACCUUAAAAAUAAUAAAACUGAUCCAAAUUUGUUUUUAAAUAAUUAGGUAAUUAAGUAUUAUCAACUGAGUUAAUAAUACUAAAUUACCCUGUUAAACUCACCCACCGAUGCAGCACCUCAGUUUCUUUAAAAACUUACCCACCUUUAUUUAAAUAAUUUAGUUUAUAUCACUCCAAAGGAAACAAAAGAAAAAGUGUUGAUGCCACAAUUCAUUAAAGAAUUGGUGUUCAAAAAAGUGGCACAACCAUUUUGAGCAACCUUUAAAUGACCUAAACUAGCCCUAAAGAUUCAGAUGCAUGGAAAGGAUGGUGUCUGAAUCAAGGAGAAAUACAGGAAUAUCACCUGUCAGAUAUUCUUAAUAGUUCUCAUUUACUUUUUUCUUUGUGAGAUAAUAAUAUUUUAUGUUCAAGUUCAUUACAGAGCUCUUGCAAAAUACCCGGACAUCUUGAUCUGGAGUUUAGGUUAGUAAUGAACAGGCUUGGACCUCUCCAUGCCAUUAUUUAUACCAAUUCCUAUUUAAUUUUAGGAGGUAAGACUCCUGUGAGGUUUCAUUUACAAUUAUGUUUUGCAAGCAAAUUGUGUUGUUAAGGUUAAAAGAUGUUUUGUAAGGGUAAUGAUGGUAUACAUAAAUAAAGCAUGUUUGUUUUGCAAACAUUUUCCUCUCUCCAAAAGCAAUUUUAAAAUUGCAGCUAUGUUAAUUAUGGAAAUAGUAUCUUCCCAAUAUUUUGUGAUGUUGUGUCAUCUCUAAGAUCAAGAAAACUAGUGUAAACUUUUGGAGCAACGUGGUUUCCAAAGAGAAGUCAACUAAAAUCUCACCCUUUUGUGAGUCCAAUUCCAUUCAACAAUCUUUAACUAAAUAGACUGUAGCUUCUGUAGAUACUUUAUCUGACAGAUUACUUUGCCUACUAAUUUUAAGUAUUGAGUUAACAAAAUUUUUCGAAAGGUAUUGUUAGUACCUGAAUUAGAGAAAUUAUAAGUUUGCAAAAUUUAUUUUGCAAAGAAAGAUAAUGUAUAUUGCAUGAGAGAAAAAGGAAAAAUCAUUAUUUUGUAAUAAAACACAGUUUAAACUAAUUUAAGCCAAUUGAUACAUAAUGUUUAGAACCUAAGGCAGUUGAGAUAGCUGUUUGCUUGAAAGGCAAUAAUAAAUGCGUUUUCAAAAAUCAA
Pocillopora verrucosa is the source of this 3003-nucleotide messenger RNA. RefSeq names its product endosomal/lysosomal proton channel TMEM175-like. The record is from RefSeq and is a predicted model, not a curated record. NCBI's taxonomy places the organism in Eukaryota, Metazoa, Cnidaria, Anthozoa, Scleractinia, Pocilloporidae. Gene Ontology annotation, molecular function: potassium channel activity; proton channel activity.